UAUUAUUUAUUAGUCUGUGGAAUCAAUGCUAAAAUAAAUAAAUUACACUAAAAAAUAUAAAUAUCCUAAAAGAAAUAAAGGUGAAAUGACAAAAUAAGUUUCCCAACACAAAAAUUGGAUUUCUUUCAAAAUAAAAGUCAUUCAAAUAAAAGUUUUUUUUUUUAAGGAGCCAAAAUCAAGUAAACAUACACAUUAUCACAAAAUAAAAACUCCUGUGCAAAUACAUAAAGGGUUUUAAAAUAAGUCAUUCUAUGUAAAUAAGUAAUGACUAAUAUUUAAAUAUGAAAUCAAGAUACAAUAAAAGUAAACUUGAAAAAAAACUAAAAGAAAUGAAAGUUCAAUUUUAAUCAUUUUGCUAUUUCAGAAUAAAAGCACGUUUAAUUCAGUAAAUGUCUUAUAAAACAUCAGUCCCGUAUAAUUAGAUAGAAUAACAUAAUCUGAAUAUUAUUUUUUUCUAUAUUUUAAAUUAAAAUUACUCUUUCAAAAGGAUUAUUUCUUCAUUUUUAUUUUGAUAUUAAAAAUGAAGAAAUAAUCCUGAACUUUAACUUUUAAGGUUCCCUGAAACCGAGAAUUCAGGAAAAAAUAGAAAAUAAGUUUCCUGUGUUAAAUGUUUGUUAAAAUAUGAAAGCUCUAAUCUUUAUUUGAAAACAUAAGGUGUAUAAAAAUGAACUUGUGUCUAUUUUCAUUCCGAAGUCAUUUUAAAAAGGCCCCCGCUGAAGGAAUUAGAGAUGAACCUCUGAUUAUGAUUUUCAGUUGUUAAACAAAGCAUUAACAAUACUUUUUACUGGUUUUAUAUGACUUAAGAGGGAAAGUUUAACUUUAUCAGUCAAUCAUCAUCAAUCUGAGCACCACAAUAAAUGCAGAACUUAUUCUGAUGCGCUGGAUCGUAAAGGUUGUGUUAAAACAACACCAGGGCGGACAGACUACUGUCGCUGCCCCUCAAUCUGGGGGAAGGGUUAUAAGGUCAUUUCCAAGACCAUCUGAUGUCCAUCAAGACAUUAAGAUGAUGAGACCAAACAGCGCAGACAGCUCAUAGCACAGUAGUGGAGGUAUGAUAAUGCGGGCUUUUUUGUACCUUGCAGUCAUUGAGUCAACCAGGAACUUCUUUGUAUACCAAAGUAUUCUAGAGAUGAAUGUGAGGUCUUCUGUCUGAUGGCUGAAGCUGGUUCCAAACUGGGUCAUCAACAGAACGAUGAUGCCGAACACUGUCCUGUUAAAAUGUAAAGAAUUAAAACAGAAUGUCUGAGAAAAGAUGGAUUCAAUGGCCCAGUCAAAGUCCAGAUCUCACCUUGAGAUGGUUCCCAGCUUCAAUGAAGUGAAGCUUGGAAAGAAGAGACACGUUUCCUGAACAACGCAGUGAUGGAGUCCAACAGAAAACCUCUGCUUCUACAGCUUCUGGAUCACGGAGUGGGCUUAGUUUUUCGUGUGAACAAUAACUCCAGAUCCAGUGCUGAUCCAAAACAGAGCAUCGGACUGAGGGUGCUUCAAACAUGCAACGAAGAGACGGUUCCUGUUUGUCUCUUAAAAAACAAGCGCUGGACGGUGUGCAGCUGCUGCAUGGUUUAUUCAUUAUGUUCUCAUGUCUACAGGCUGAACCAGAGGGAGAAAGAUGAACAUGGACCUGUGCUGUGGAGCUUCUCCAGAUCCAUUCUGCUAACAGAUGAGUCAGAACCAACUGCUCCAAAGAUGGUUUAUGUUCAUCUCAGCUGGCUUCUUUAAAAGCUCUAGUGUUUGCAGAUGAAGAAACCGAUCUUCAGAGUUUAAAUAAGACAUACAUUUCUGUGACGUGCAAUAAAUAAAGUGAUGCAAGUUUAAAUAGAUGUGAGAGGAGUGCUGAGGAUGAAGCAUGUGGAGGUUUGUGGAACAGAAACAUCAAGUUUAUAUGAUGGAAAACAGAACGAACCAGAGAACAUCACAUCUGCUGGAACAUGCUGCAGCAUCAGAGCCUUUGUCUCACCACCAGAACUCCCACACAGCACAGAAACAUCUGCUUUACUUCUGUCCUGCAGAAAGAAGUGAAACAAGAUGAACAAUUCAUAUUAUUCAUACUCCGACUACGAUUACUACAACUCCACUGACGACUAUGCACCAUGUGCUUUAAGUAGCAACUACAGUUUUAACACUGUGGUUGCUCCGUACAUUCACUCCAUCAUCUGCAUCCUGGGCUUUGUGGGCAACAGCCUGGUAAUCCUCACCUAUGCCCUCUACAAAAGGACCAAAUCCAUGACGGACGUCUUCCUGCUGAAUGUCGCCAUCGCUGACCUGCUGUUCGUGCUGGCUCUACCUUUCAUCGUCUACAACGAGCUGUACUCUUGGCCGAUGGGUUUGGUGGCCUGCAAGCUGCUGCGUGGUUCCUACAGUGUCAACCUGUACAGCGGCAUGCUGAUGCUGGCCUGCAUCAGCACCGACCGCUACAUCGCUAUCGUCCAGGCUCGCCGGAGCUUCAGGUUACGCUCGCUGUCUUACAGCCGCAUUAUCUGUGCCCUGAUCUGGGUCUUUGCCUUACUGGUGUCUGUUCCCACUUUCUACUACUACAACUGGUACAAACCAGGACACAACGAGAUUAUCUGGGUCAAUGCCACGGAUGAGAUGGAGACAACAGAUUCACAUUACGUCUGUGAGUGGAAAUUUAAGGACAGUAAGACGGCAAAGGCAGUGAAGGUGGCUGUUCCCAGCAUCCAGGUCGCCAUUGGCUUCUUCCUGCCGCUGCUCAUCAUGAUCUUCUGCUACACCGCAGUCAUCAUCACCCUGCAGAAUGCUAAAAACUUCCAGCGACACAAAGCGGUCCGAGUGGUGCUGGUCGUGGUUGUGGUGUUCAUCGUCUGCCACCUGCCUUACAACCUCGUUCUCAUGUACGACACGAUCCAUAUGUUCAAACAUAGCGAUUGUACCGAGGAGGACACCCUGUACACUGCAAAAUCUGUGCUGCAGACCCUCGCCUACCUGCACUGCUGCCUGAACCCAGUGCUGUACGCCUUCAUCGGGGUGAAGUUCAGGAACCACUUCAGGAGGAUGUUCCAGGACCUGUGGUGUGUGGGUAAGAGGUACAUCACCCCACGCCGCUUCUCCAGGGUCACCUCCGAUACCUACAUGUCCACAAUCCGCCGCUCUGUGGAUGGGUCCAGUGAAAACGGCUCGUCUUUUACCAUGUGAAGAUGUCAAUCUCAGGAGCUCUGAUUCAGACCUGCAGGUCUUUAAAGUCCUAACUUGAUGUUUAUGUAAAUGGUUUUGCUUUCAAGCUAAUUUCAGCCACAACAUCUUGGAUUUAGAAAGGACUAAACGAGAGAACAAAUCAUGACACCCCCUGUUGUUCUCCACAUCUCCUCGCUUAUGAGGACAUCUAUUGCCCACAGCCCCCUCCAGGUGACUCUACAGAUUUAGUUCUGGACUUUGACUAGGCCAGGGUGACUAGGAUUUACAGCCACCAUUUAUUUCUAUUUUUAGAUGUUAAUAUUAUUAAAACCAUUUUCUUCUAUUCUAAAAUGAUGUAAAAAAACCAGAUAGUUUCCAACCUAAUGACAAGAAAAAUAGAAAUACUACUGGUACCUUUAGUGUUGUUCUGUUGUAGAAAUGACUUUCUGUUAUUCAUAGAAAAAACUGAAUAACUGCUAAAACCUGCAUUUGUUAUAUCUAUAUUUUUCAAAACAUUAUUUGUUUCUUUAUCAUAUUUUAACCAGUUAUGAAGAACCAUUGUGUAAGGUCCAAAGAACCAUAGAGGCCGGUCCCCCUGGAUUAGACCAGGCCAGAACUUUAAUUAUCUUCUGAUGAAGCCAUUUCCAUGUAUGUUUGGACUCACUGUGAUACAGAAAAAUAAAAUCCUGAUUCUAUCUGAAGAACAGUAAACCUACAGCAUGAUGCUGCCACCACCAUGCUUCCCUGGGGGUUUGGUGUCCUUUUGGAAUUGUGGCCCUAAAGUUCAGAUGUGGCCUCAUCCAAGGUUUUGGGUUAUUUUAGCCCGACCUGGAGGAUUUCUUCUGUCUCCCAACCCAACUCUUUAGUCCAGACAUGUGGAGAACACACCCAGUACUUGCUGGAAAGUCCUGCAGCUCCUCCAGUGCUGCUUAUGGCCUCUAAGCAGUCUCCAUGAUUCUGCCUCGUCUUUUACGUUUGGAGAAAUGUCCAGUUUUGAUGAUGUCACUCCUGUCCCAUAUUUUCUAACUUUAUUUGUGACAUUUGUGAUAAAUAAAGGCUGUGGAUUGUUCCUCAUAUUCAGGUGUGCCCUCAAGAACAGCUGGUUUGCAGCUGAACCAAAGCGUAUUUAAAGUCUUAGUUUAAAGGUGUGGAUCCGGCAGAAGCUCCCACUUUAUAAAAGAUCGUUAUUGUUGAUCUUAUAUAUUUAGCGUAUAAGAACUGGUGAAUGUCUUCAAAAUCUUGACAAAUGUCUAUUAAAUAUAAUUUAGGAAGAUUAAUCCUAAUAUUUUACUGACAUUCAGUGAUUCGUCUUUUUUUUUGCUUCAUCUGUUGAACUUGUUUAACCUGAUGAUGUUAAAUAUACAGGAUUCAUUUCUCAGCACGAGGCGGCUCUCUUUCUUUAUCGUCUUCAAUGUUCUUCCAGCUUUUCUCUGCCUAAACUUAAUCAGCUUUUGGAUGAGUUUUAAGGAUUAGACUCUGAAACUUUUGCCAGCUUUGAGGCUUUUAUUUUGCCUUCUAAAAGCUAAAGGAGGCUGGAGUUCAGGGAUUCAGUCAGCAAUGAAGUUUCCUGUUUUACUUUAAGCAACAUCAAUGUGCUGUUUGAAUGUUAACAAUGAGGCUGAUUUAAAAUCUUUGUUUUUGUGAAUUUUAAGUGUAUAAAUAAAUAUAUUUUCAAUCCAAA
This is a messenger RNA of Girardinichthys multiradiatus, 4813 nucleotides long. RefSeq names its product C-C chemokine receptor type 6-like. Gene Ontology annotation, biological process: chemotaxis; immune response; G protein-coupled receptor signaling pathway. The transcript is spliced from 3 exons. Lineage: Eukaryota; Metazoa; Chordata; Actinopteri; Cyprinodontiformes; Goodeidae. Gene Ontology annotation, cellular component: membrane. Gene Ontology annotation, molecular function: chemokine receptor activity. The record is from RefSeq and is a predicted model, not a curated record. The coding region runs from base 2026 to 3153 and encodes 375 amino acids.